Penaeus vannamei (Pacific white shrimp) is the source of this 636-nucleotide messenger RNA. Lineage: Eukaryota; Metazoa; Arthropoda; Malacostraca; Decapoda; Penaeidae. The record is from RefSeq and is a predicted model, not a curated record.
CUAGACAGCAGAGGUUGCUGCAUGCUGUACAACUCUCAAGUUCGAUCCUUGAUGGAAUAUUCCCCUCUGGUAUGGUCGUCCUGCCCCCCGUCCUUCCUUACCCUACUCGACAGAGUACAGAACCAAGCCCGCCGCCUUGUGGAAUUCAAGAUGAGGGAAAAUGAUCGCCCGGUCUAUUUCCAGUCUCUCCAGCACCGCAGGGACGUGGCGGCGUUGUGUGUGUUCUACAAGGUCCACCAGGAGAAUAACCCUCACCUCGCCACGCUACGACUUCAGCCCGAGGUUCCCUCAACCUACAACACAAGGAACAGCCACAGCCGAAGUCACGAACUUCACGUUCCCUUCGCGAGAACAGAGACCUUUCUACGCACAUUUCUGCCGAAGUACUCCAGAAUGUGGAAUCAGCUGGUGCGAGAGACGGAUUUGCAGCUUUCAACCUCACUCCAACAGUUCAAAGACAGCAGUACACCUGUGGAAGCUGCACCUCCAGGUCCAUGUCAGAGCGCAUUAGGUCAGUUCCUCUCGUAUGCAAAUCCGUGUAGAUCUGAGGGUACAAUAACGGAGUACGAACGGCCUGGAUCCUUUGUACAGCCUCUCACCCGACCCUCCUCGUGCACCCAGUACCUUUGGAAUUAA